Molecule: messenger RNA, 1252 nt
Organism: Folsomia candida
Lineage: Eukaryota; Metazoa; Arthropoda; Collembola; Entomobryomorpha; Isotomidae
Exons: 3
Coding region: 35-1117 (360 amino acids)
Biological process (GO): biological process involved in interspecies interaction between organisms
Cellular component (GO): external side of plasma membrane
Molecular function (GO): carbohydrate binding
Source: RefSeq, a predicted model, not a curated record
AAAUUUACACCAGAAGUUUCCCAGACUUGCAAUCAUGAACAUGGAGCCCACGACUAAAACUUGGAAUAUAAUCCUAGCGGGUUGGAUUUUAGUUAUCUUACACCUGAACCAGACUUAUGGAAACAACCAACCUUUACUUCAAAUUAAGGGGGAAGAUUCCGGCACGAUUUUCUUCACCGCAGAUAUUUUUUUGAUGUGGGACCAAGCCCAAGCUUUUUGUGAGACAAAAGGUUUGCAGCUUGCUUCAAUCCUAAAUGAACGUCAACAGAAUUUGAUAAAUCUUUAUGCGCAGGACAACUUCAGAAAUGGUUGGAUCGUAUGGACGAGUGGAUUUAAUUUGUAUCCAAGUCCAAAUUGGACUUGGGGUGACGAUUCCUUCACUCCCAUUCCAUUGAGUUCGGAAAUUAGUUUAUUCUUCCAAAACUGGGCGUCAGGGAUGCCAGGACACGGAACUGGCCCCCAGAGGAGAUGUGUUGCGGUUUCACUCGAUACCAACACAGGUGGUGGAAUUGGAAAGUGGAAUUCGGCAAGUUGUCGAGCCUAUUUUCGGCCACUGUGCUCAUCAAGUGUGGUGCCAAUUACAUCAAUCGGGACGACGACAUCGGUCCCUAGUACAACAACUUUGCCACCAAAGGAGUCCACUACUAUUGCAAAUGAUUUGAUCUACAUUGGUGAAUCCACUGCAGGUGAAAUUACAAAAACAUUCUACGGGCAAAGAGUGAGUUCUAGCUGGCGUGUGGCGAGACAAGUUUGCGCGUCACGUGGACUUGAACAAGCAACCUUGGAGAAUACGAGGGACCAAGAAGUUGUCAACAAAUGGGACUCCAUGUGGUCCGGUUUUUGGACGGCUGGACGAGAUUUGGGGAACAAUACCUGGGUUUGGAUAUCGAAGGAUGGCGCUCCAGGUGUGAAGAUUGCAACACGGGAACAAAAUGGUUUCGAAUACUGGAGGCCUGGUCAACCUGCUGUUUUUAUGAACAGUAGUGUACCAGCAGGGUCACGAGAUGAAGCGUUUUGUCUCGUCUCGUACCUUUGGAGUGGACGAAGUUGGAUAGCCACACCUUGUUGGCACGGACGGCCAGCGUUGUGCAUGGCUGUUUCGGCCAUUAAAUUGUAAUAUUGAGGAAUAGUUACAAAGGAAAUCAUGAUUAAUGUGUUUUUAUUGUUGUUCAACGUAUUGAUUUUCAGAUACAUGUAUUGAUUUCAUAUUUAAACGAAAUAAAAUACACUAAAGUCACUCUCUCAAACCCUA